Molecule: messenger RNA, 2388 nt
Organism: Tigriopus californicus
Lineage: Eukaryota; Metazoa; Arthropoda; Copepoda; Harpacticoida; Harpacticidae
Product: calcium uptake protein 3, mitochondrial-like
Exons: 5
Coding region: 135-1421 (428 amino acids)
Biological process (GO): mitochondrial calcium ion homeostasis; calcium import into the mitochondrion
Cellular component (GO): uniplex complex
Molecular function (GO): calcium ion binding
Source: RefSeq, a predicted model, not a curated record
GGAACUGAUGGACAUAGGUGGAUAGUCUAGGUAGAAUUCGGGCCAGCCUCAUUGUCAUACAUGUUACUGCUUUGCGAGCAUCGUAAACACUGAUUUUGGUGUUUCUAUGAGGCCAAAUUUUCUAGAAUGAAGCGAUGAGUUUCCUGGGCAGGGCGAGCUCAAAAUCGAGGCUUCUCUCCUCUGUUCUGAAAAUAACCUCCAACAAACCUCUUUGUGUCUUUGGUGCCUUGGCAGCCUCGAGUGUGGCUUAUGCUGGAUACAAUCACUAUGUUCUUUCCAAACCUAGUGAUCCAGGGACCCAAACAGUCAGCAUUGGUACCGAAGACAUCCUGGACCUCAAUGACGGUCUCAUUACAUCAGUCAUCCGAGUACCCACCAAACCUGGAGAGGCCCGAUUCCGAGUAUUCGCUAGCCUCAAUGUCGACGGCGAACCCUUCAUGACUCCCAGUGAUUUCUUAGAUGCCAUGAUUCAAGAAAGGCCCAAACCUCGAAUCAAGCCCAAACUUGUCCCACCUGAGACCCUCAAAAUGAUCUUGGAUUCAACGCCAACGGUCGACCAGUACGUGGAACUUCAUCGUGGAGAGGAUCCGUGUUUGCUACGGGAAAUCGGCGAACGUGGGAUCAUAUCCUUCGUGGAAUACCUUUUCCUUCUUUCCAUUCUCACUCGACCAUCAUCAGGCUUCAGGGUGGCCUUCGAUUUGAUAGACAUUUCCCGGGAAGACUCCAUCAUGAAGUCUGAAUAUCACAAGUUCUGUAUGAUGUCCUCCAAUCUUCAGAAACGUUCAAAAAACAGCGAUUUAAUCAACCUAAGUUCGGGGCCCGAGGACACGACCCUUAUUCGUCAUUUCUUUGGACCCGAUGGGCGCCACAAGCUUUCCUAUGAGGAAUUUGCCGCCUUUCUCACGGGUCUUCAAAGAGAGGUUUUGAAAGCGGAGUUCCUGGAAUAUUCGAGAGGUUUGGAGAAAAUCUCUGAAAGAGAUUUUGCUCAAUUACUCUUGCGAUAUACAACUCUCUCUGACGAGGGCCAAAAUCGAUACUUCUCUCGACUGGGUCAGAGAAUCCCUCGAAGCCGAGAUAGGCCAAUGCUGACCUUUCCAGAAGUCGAGUUGUUCUUUUCGUUGGUGAACAACAUAUCGGACUUUCAGUACGCUUUUUUUCUUUAUCCUCAAAUGGGCCGGAAGCUAAGCCGCGAAGAGUUCAAUCGAGCAUCCAAAAUCAGCUUGGACGGUCAAGAGUUGUCAGAGAAAAUUGUGGAUGUCAUCUUUGCCCUCUUUGAUCAAACAGGCGAGGACUCUUUAAGUUCAGAGGAAUUUUUUACUGUCAUCAAGAAUCGCCUAAACCGUCAAGUGCGGAAAUCAUUCGAUCGAACCGGUUGGAACGCCUUCAAGUCUUGCCUAAAGGAAGAAAUCAGAAAAGGGUGACCAAGUCCGUCAUAAAGUCAUGGGUGAAUUUAGCCAAGUUCAUGCGACUUCUCCCGUUCAAAAUCCACUACCCCUAAGAUACAAGAGAGAGCUGAGAAAGGCUAUUGCACUUAAUUAUUAAUUCGGAAACAAAUGCUCAAGCGGAUAAUCAAUAGUACAUUGACCAUGGUUGGAAUGGCACUCUAUUGACCUGUCUUUGACGAUUAGAUGAGGUAUUUAUUGGAAUCUUGGUGCCACUGACGUCAACUAUAAAUGUGUAUAUAUAUAUAUAUUGCACGUUCCAACAAUGAUAUAAAAGAAACAGAUUAUCAAGUCAUUAACAAGACUUCUUACUAGUGCUCUACCCCGCCUGAGUGGUUCAGGAGGUUAACUAAAUAGUUCACUUCACAAUGUUUCUGCUCAACCACGUGGUGAUUGAACCAGUCCACUUGGGUAUUCGUGGCAACAGGCGAAGGGGACGGACUGGGUCCACCUCCGAGGCCGCCAUUGUCCGAGUCCAAAGGUAGGGUGAGGUGAGGAGUAUUGAUGAAAUGAGGAUCAGCCGGAGCUAAUCCGACCACAGAUUGGGCAUUGGGACGAAUCACUGACUGGCCCACGGGUUGGAUCACGCGUUGGAUCACUGGCUGAGGCAAGGGUUCCAGGUGCACGCCGGGAAAGGUGUCCGACGGGUCCUGACUGUUCGAGUCGCCUUCACUGCUCAUGUUGGAGAGGAGAUCCUCGAUGUUGUCGCCAAUAUCUGGAAGGCCGAAGUUGAUGAGGUUGGACUGUUGACUCAAUAGGUCCGGAUGACUCUUGAGGGUCGGCUGUUCUUCGGGGAAGAAGCGAUUGGUGAAGGGCCGUUCCGGCGACUUGGGCUCAAGAAUGGUCAAUCUUUCCUUCUUGGGCACUAUGAGAGCUUCCGAAGAGGUUUCCGGGCUGGAUCGGGCUGGACUAGGCACCACCUUGGUUUGCUUUUGUCGUUUCUUCC